Molecule: messenger RNA, 436 nt
Organism: Tarenaya hassleriana
Lineage: Eukaryota; Viridiplantae; Streptophyta; Magnoliopsida; Brassicales; Cleomaceae
Exons: 2
Coding region: 32-403 (123 amino acids)
Source: RefSeq, a predicted model, not a curated record
CUUCUUACAAAAUCGUCUUCUGUCGGCACAAAUGGCUUCAUCUUUGGCUUCUCCUUCGGUUACUGCUUCGGUUUCUACUUCAGAAGAUCUACAGGUCCCUUUUGUGUACGCUUUCAAGGAUAUUCAACACCGUGCAUUAAGGUUGGAAGGAGAGGAAAAAGAGUUUUGGUUUGUUGUAAAUGGCGUGCCCAUCAGAUACUCGAUCCAGGAACAUGCCAUUAUCUCCGACUUAAAUUUUAACAACUAUUCGGAGGACUGGACUAAAUGUAAGGGAAGUGAAUUUCGGAAAAGAAUAUUCGGAACUUCAAAAGUUACCAUAGAAGCUGCAUUAAAGAAGUUGCGCGAAACUCCACAUGCAAAUGUGGAAGAAAGAAAGAGAUUAGCAAUAAUUGUAUUGUUUUAAACAGUGAUUUGGUGGACAUGGUCGAAAGUCUGG